ACUUUACCGCUUAAAAUUUUCGUUUUUAAAUCUGGUUCUUUUUGUUGAGUGUCCCCAUUCUGAUCAGUAGUUGUAAUGUUUUGUUUGGAUAAUCUUGUCUGUGAUGACACUUCUUUUGUAAUUCCAGAUGCGGAUUUUUUUAAAUCAAGGGAAGUUUCUUUUAAGCUUUGCUUCGAUCUGCUUUCUUUGAUUUCUAGUUUUGACCCCAUAUUUGAACCAGGUUGGAAAGGUGUUGCAACCUGGAAAUGGGUUGCAAAUGAUGAAAACUGUGGAAUAUGCCGUAUGCCCUUUGAUGGUUGCUGUCCAGAUUGUAAGAAACCUGGUGAUGAUUGUCCUCUAGUUUGGGGAGAAUGCUCUCAUUGCUUUCAUAUGCAUUGCAUUGUAAAGUGGCUGCAGUCUCAACCGGUUAAUCAGCAGUGUCCUAUGUGCAGACAAGAGUGGAAAUUCAAUAACAGAUAAUUUCAAGAGAUCAAAUAAGAUGAUCACUAUGCGUUCCAGUUCGGUGACCAAAAUGACCAAACCUCCACCACCUGUUCCGCCCAGACCGUCGAAAACUAUCGUUGCGGAAGCGUUGGCCAAACGAAGGAGAACGCCGGAAGACACCAAUACCAUUCCGGUAAGAACAGCACCACCGCCACCAACAGACCUGUCCAGAUCCCAGUCGACUGUGAAUUUCGCAUUAAAAAGGCCGACAGCUUACGAAAGGUCAAUUUCCGAUGAGCUGAAAUCGAACUCGAGGACGCUGAUUUUCCAAUCGUCCAACAUGAAGAGUGCGAACAAUAACGUUUUAGUGAAAAGGGACUGUAACGAUAAGAAAGUGACGAUCAACAAUUCGUACGUGAAUUGCAGUGAUAAAAUCUCCAAUAACAAAGUUCUGAGUGGAGUGAUGGAGACGAAGAACGACGUUAUUGUAACCUCGAUGAACAAAUUGAACUCUCGCGAUGUUUCCAAUGAUAACACAAUCAAAAUAACUCAACUUAAAGCGCAGGAGAAAAUAGCGAGACAACCACCCGAUCUUGCACAACCUCAAUCGAAUGAAGUAACUGUUAAUUCCCAAAUCAUAACAUGCACCGUUCCAAAUCAAAACGCCGCUGUUCCCAAACCGUCGAUCAGUGUGGAGAAACUCUCGGUGUCACCAACUGGAACCCUGGGGAACCCCGCGAACGACGAUACUCAAAAACCCGACGAAAAAUGGGAUGAUGUGCUGAAAGACAAGAACCACGUCAACAAGCUGAUCGACGAAAUGUUUGCCGGUGUUCUGGAGGCAUCAAACGGGGAAGAAACAACCAAAAACAAUUGUCAAAUGACAAAUUCGAAGCCCAAUAAGGUAUCUGCCGAUAGUACGACAAUUACGAUAAACGCUGGUAACAACAAAUAUGAGUCAACUUGCAACGUGGAAACGAAUGGUUCGACUGUGCUCAUUAUAGAAAGUGGAGAUAACGCAAAAAUCGAAACGCAUGGAAAUUCUCUGACCAAGAUACGGGGUUCUGUGGAGAAGAUCGACCAGACGGCGAAAAGCAACUCGUCGACGAUGGAGAAGAAAAGUGUCAAGUUCGACGACAAGCAAAAUGCUGAGUUUUUGAUCCAGGAGUUGGAGUCGAUGCGUAUGGAGCAGGAGAAAAUAAUGAAGAGGCAGAGGAAGCCUUCGUUGGAUAUUUACGAUAGUGUCAAAAGUGAGGAAUGUGAUAACGAGGAUAACAUGAGGAAUUACCAUAUUAAUAUUGUUAACUUGGGGAAAGGAGCGACAUUGGAUUAUGACAGGUUGAGAACGAUGUCUUCCCUACACGGUUUGCCUCCCCUUCCGAAAAGCCUGAGCGGGUUCAAUCUUGACGAAAAUUACUCCAACCCUUCCACCCCUGCUCGAACUUCUUCCACGCGUAGUCACCAAGGAGUGCCAGUACCUUUCGUAAGUGGCCACUUGGGGUACCAUCAUCACAAAGGUGUCAAUGGAGCUUCAGAGUCAUCGUCCACUGGACAAGUGAGGAAAUCGACGAACUUGGACGCGCAACUUGCUAUUUUGAAGCGAGAAAUGUAUAGCCUUCGCCAGCUGGAUCUCUCCCUCCUAUCGCAGCUAUGGUCGCUGAACGAGUCCAUCCAAGAUUUUCGACAAAUCCUGCAGGACCAAGAGGACUGCCGCGUGCUGUCACCACCCUCCCUCUCACCGUCCCCCUCGUCAGAUGACGAAGGCGACUGCGAUGAGCAGUUUUACAUGAAUGCCCCAUCGGCAACUCCUUCAGUCAAAUUCAGACCCGCACCACCCCCACCUCCCAUCAGGAAGUCCAGUAAUUCUUCCAAUGCAUCGACUUGUGGUUAAUUAGACGUGAGUUGUCGAAAUAUGAUUAGAUAACUAGGCCACCGACAUCCUGUAUAUACCGAUUGUCCGAACACAUUGAGGUUGAUUAAUAUUCCUUGUGCAACAUAAGGAUGUUAUUGUGUAGUGAAUUAGGAUUGUAAGUCGUGUGAGUGAUUUGAAAAACCGAACAACUGUUUCACAUUGUGAUUCUGAUUGUACGUGAUGUGUUUUUCGUUUCUUUAUCGAAUCCGAUAAUUUCAUUGUGAUAUGAAUCUUGAAAUCCCCGCGUGGGUAUUUCAGAAUUGUAAAAUUUAAGGUUGUAAUUAUUGAUUGUGGACUGAAAAUAGAAAGAAGUAUAUGUGACCGA
This is a messenger RNA of Coccinella septempunctata (seven-spotted ladybird), 2660 nucleotides long. Its product is annotated as anaphase-promoting complex subunit 11-like. The coding region runs from base 479 to 2314 and encodes 611 amino acids. Gene Ontology annotation, biological process: positive regulation of mitotic metaphase/anaphase transition; protein ubiquitination; anaphase-promoting complex-dependent catabolic process. Gene Ontology annotation, molecular function: ubiquitin protein ligase activity; zinc ion binding; cullin family protein binding. The record is from RefSeq and is a predicted model, not a curated record. The transcript is spliced from 6 exons. Lineage: Eukaryota; Metazoa; Arthropoda; Insecta; Coleoptera; Coccinellidae. Gene Ontology annotation, cellular component: nucleus; anaphase-promoting complex.